Molecule: messenger RNA, 2699 nt
Organism: Hydractinia symbiolongicarpus
Lineage: Eukaryota; Metazoa; Cnidaria; Hydrozoa; Anthoathecata; Hydractiniidae
Exons: 4
Coding region: 1529-2563 (344 amino acids)
Source: RefSeq, a predicted model, not a curated record
UAGAUAGAUAGAUAGAUAGAUAGAUAGAUAGAUAGAUAGAUAGAUAGAUAGAUAGAUAGAUAGAUAGAUAGAUAGAUAGAUAGAUAGAUAGAUAGAUAGAUAGAUAGAUAGAUAGAUAGAUAGAUAGAUAGAUAGAUAUAUUCACAGUUACUCUCCUGACCGAAAACAGUACCGAAUCCUACUGUUUUAGGUUACGUUUUCUACGUCGGUUACCUUUCCUACGUACGACGGUUACGUUUCCUACCCAGCAGUAGGUUACGCUUAGGUUACGUCGGUUACCCACGACAUGGCGGUUACGUUUUCUACGUCAACGCGCAUGUGCAAAUAUUAAAAAUAAAUCAUAAGGGCGGCUUGCGGCGUGAAAGAUACUCUCAGUUAAGGAUUGUUGUUGUUGUUUUUUAAUCAUAUCAAUCAGAUAUAAGAAACAGAAAAGCUUUUUUUCUUUGAAUAAAAAAAAUCAUUUUUCAAGUUGGAAUUGUCAAAGCAGGUCACAAGAAAAGUAGGAAGCAUAUUUUAUCAUGAGUUUUGGUAAUAGUAAGCGAAAUCUUCAAGAAUCAUUUGUAUUGGUUGGUACCAUAACAGUUAUUACAAGGAAUGGGACUGAUGGCAUGGCCUAUUCUAUUAUCUUGGGAAAAAAAUGGUAACGAUUGGAAAGUAAGUAUGGCACACAUUUUUCUAAACACAUUGUUACUUAUUAUAAUUUUUUAUAACAAAAAUAAGGAAAUUUUCAGCUAGGUUUUUUGUCAAAUUUUAUAGUGAUGUUGAUAGUGACAUCAGGGUACGAAGUAAAAAUGUUGAGGCGCUUCAUUGCAAAUUAAAAGUCAUUGGAAAAAACGAUGAAAGUCUUUCUUUUAUUGUCAGGUCUAUAAUCAGGUUUUGAUAUUGUUUGUUUCAGGUUAAAACAUCGUCUACGUCAAAUAGUUUAGAAAGGUAUGUUCAUUUCUUUUUUAAUAUGUACUGAAAUUGCUGUAUAACCAUCUAAUUUAAGAUUAAAUUAAGAAUUGAAGUUGCGCAUAUAAGAAAGAGUCUGCAGCCUUAACUGUUACUAAUUUUAGAUUCCUUAAAUUCUUUUAUCCUUGCCUUAGUAUGUUGAUGAGAGAAAAUAUCAGGUUGAAGAAGAAAAUUUCAGAGCUCGAGAACCAACUUUCAACAGACUCUACAAGCUUACCUAUAGAAAAAAACCGCAAAAAAUGUCCAUUACAGUCAUGUGAUAGUUGUGUUACAAAUUUAUCUCGGCACAUGAUAGAAGUACACUAUUGGCCCCAGAGUAAGGCAAAAAAUUGCGUUGGCAUAUACGGAUUGAGGAAACCAGGUGUUAGGUUUUAGGUUGUCGAAACAAAAGAAUGAGUUUGCACCUCCAAGACGUCCACAAACUAUCAAAAGGACCUUACUAUUAUAGUAUGUUGAAAUUAGCCAGGGUGUGUGACGUUGCAUCAAACAACGAAGUACACAUAUGACAUCCAUCCCUGCCAAGAAUGUCGCCACUGAUGAUCGCCACUGAUCCGAAGUAACAGAUUCGGAUAGUGACAUGGAAGAUGACGAAGUGGUUGACUCUGCUGAAAUUUUAGAGAGGUUUGUGACAUAUAAAAUUUCAGUUGAUGGAGGGAAGAGUUGCCAAAAGAGUGCUAUUCAGUCAAAGCAGCAAUUGAGAGAUAUUUGGGCAGCUUUGGAUUCCUCAUAUCCCAGUGAUUUAGUCAGAAUUCGCGACACCUUUUUGACAACGUAUGCCGAAAAGACAAAGGAAUACAAAGCUUUAACCAUUAAACGGUAUAUUUUGUCACUGCCACACUUCUAUGACUUUCUCCUUACUGAGGAGAUCCAUCUACCUGGAAUAGCACCAGAUAUGAUUUUAAGGAUGAAAGUUAGUGUAUCUCGAUGGAGCAAAUCUAAUAAUGGAACGGUAGAGAUACAGCAGCUUGAGAGACAGAUGGAGGAGCAACAAGUGCUUAUCACGCCUGAGCAGAUCCAACGGUAUGAGGAGUCUGCCAGUGCAAAGGAGGCUAUCUCGAUAAUUAAAAAUUUUCGUAGCCCUUACCGAGAAAACACCUUGUCUCGUCAAGAAUAUGCGUGUAUACUGGAUUUUCUCAUAACGGAAAUAACUAUAAUUAAUUGUCAGAGGUCUGGCGUACCUAGCAACAUGAACAUCGAUGAGGUGAAGGCUGCUGUAUUUCGUGAUGGUAAAUAUAUUAUUAAAGUAAAACGUCACAAGACAUUUAGGAAACACGGUCCUGUUAAUCUGUGUACGAGAGAAAACUUGUACCAACAGCUCUUAAUUUUUUUCGAUUCAAUUCGCAGUCAGAUACACAGUGACUUUGAAAAUGUUUUUGUUUCAUAUAAUGGCAAGAUGUUAGAAUCUGGAGCAAUAUCGAAACAAAUUAAUAGCACUUGGAAAAGGUCCGGUGUUUAUGGUGAAAAUGAUCCGCCAGUGAGGAUAAACAUCACUUCAAAUAUAUUUCAAAAGUCUGGAUCCACCAUCAUUGAAGAUAAAAAUCCAAGUGAAGCUCCAUAUGUUGCUAGCCUGUUGACGCACUCUGAGAGCACCUCAAAAAAUACUACCGUUUGAUAGAAAAGGAAAAGUAUGCCCUUAAGGGUACAGCUGCCUUGGAGGAAACUUUCAACAAACGUGGCAAAACAAAUAUUUACGAAAAAAAGAAAACGUGGACUGAUGCCGAAGUCGGGGAGUUGGAGACUCUAUUUAA